Messenger RNA from Ilex paraguariensis (yerba mate), 435 nucleotides. Lineage: Eukaryota; Viridiplantae; Streptophyta; Magnoliopsida; Aquifoliales; Aquifoliaceae. The record is from the annotation of a GenBank genome assembly.
AUGGGUGGUUUGGAACUGAGCAACCAACGUUUCAUAUGGAUUGUGCGUAGACCGAUUGAUUCAAAUGCUUGUGGGAGUUACUUUGGCGGUGAUAGAGAGAACAACCCAGUGGAGUACUUGCCAGAGGGGUUCUUGGAGAGGACUAAGGAGGUGGGCUUGGUUGUUCCAUCAUGGGGACCGCAAGUGGCAGUGCUGAGCCACUUGUCAACAAGCGGGUUUUUGACUCAUUGCGGGUGGAACUCAGUACUUGAGAGUAUUUCUCACGGUGUGCCAAUGAUUGCGUGGCCCCUUUACACAGAACAGGGGAUGAAUGCAUGGUUUUUGGAGGAGGAGAUAGGGGUGGCAGUCAAGCCAAUAAGGGUGGAGCAGAGAUCACUGGUGAGGAGGGAGGAGAUUGCCAGGGUAGUGAGGCUGGUGAUGGAGGGAAGGCCAUGA